GGACAAAGGUGGUCGGCUGUGCUAGAGCUGGGGCAAUGUAGGGAAAGUGGUGGCUUUAGGGACCCGGACAAUGGCCGGCUGGAACUACUGUAGCCUACAGAAGGUGCAGAGCAUCCGGCAGUGGGAUCUGUGAAGAGCAACACCCUUAGGAGGUGAAGGGACUAUGGAGUCCCAAGGUCAAAGUUACCCAAAGUGGAACACUAAGGGCAGACGUGCUACCAUCUUUCCCCAGAGAGAAGGAGCCAAGACUUUGAUACCCUCUGCAAUCCCUGCUCAGCUUGAAGAGACUGCUUUCCUGACACCCAGCUACAGGACUAUCCUGAGCAGGAAAAGGGCCUUGUAUGACGUCAGGGUGAGAUGGCCAGAGCUAGUCUGCAAGGAACAGAAGGUAAUGGGAGAGGAUUCAUACGAUGUAGGAUUCCCAUAUCUCGACAGAAAGCUCACAGACGUAAGCUCCUGUUCCUCAGAGGCUAGCAUCAGCCUCAAAAAUCAGGAAAGCAGCCACAGUGAGUUCCACAACCCCUCAGAUUUUCCGGGCUGCCUUUCAGAGGCUCCUUAUGUGACCAUUCUCAACAGCUACCUGAAACCAGAGUCAAUGACACGGCUGGAGAAGAAGAUGAGGAGGAGGACCCUGGUGCUCAUGAAUCAGUUGGAGCAGGAGAAGGAAGCUGCUAAGUUUCGGAGGGCAGUGUUGCUGAAGGACACAAGGGAACUUCAGAACGAAAAGUCUUACGAGGAAGCAGAGAACAAGGCCUUCUUGGAAUUCCUGAUGAAGAAAAACCAGAAAACCCAGGAGAAGUAUGACUCCCUGUGGAAAGAUUACAUCCAGCAGUAUCAGGAGAUCGAGGACAGGAGGCGAGAGAUGGUCUCUACCUUCACCUCCCGCACCGGAAGUCUCCAGAAGCAGCUGAAGGAGAACAAAAAGCUCGAGGCCAGCUUGAAGAAGAAGCUGAAGGCUCUGGCUCCCAUCGCCAACAUAAAGGAGAGCCAGGACUGGGAGAUAGAAACCUUAGAGCUGGAGAAAGCCAGCAUAGUAGCUGACAUCCCCUUCCUGGACCGCGAGGCACACCUUCAGUUCCUGAAGGAAAGGGCCGCCUUGGCGAAGCAAGUGGAGGAUCUGAACCUGCUGGAGUCUGGAGAGGACAUCACCAGGGAGCUAAAGAAGAAGACCAAGGCCUGGGAUACCGCGGCCAAACAGGCUUACGAGGACUUCUGCCACAACAUCAAUGCUCGGAACAGGCAACUGCGAACGGAGCUCCAGCAGCUGGAUUGGGAGUUUUGCAACCUGGAGGAUAGGAGGGAGAAGCUGGAACGGAGAAAGCAGCGGUGGAAAGAGCAGCAGUGGUACCUGGAGGCUCUCACCCGGGGGAGGGAGCGCCUGCAGCAGCAGGAGCACCGCAGGCAGCAGCGGGAGCACCGCAGGCAGCAGUGGGAGCACCCAGCACUGGACCAUCUACUGGGUGCCAGGCAGAAAGCCAAUCCUAAGAAAUGGCUGCCACGUCCCAGAAAGCAGACUGGAGCUGAAGCUGGGACACUACACAGAGAAUGAGGAUGCUAUCUGAUAAUGCAGAGGACAGAGGCACCAGGGGGACAGAGGGCUGAGCUUCUCAGAGGGGCAGAGGGGUCCUGGGCUGGCCUUUCUCUCCAGCUUGUCUCCCACACAGUAGCUAGAAGGGCUAUCCUAACUGAAAGCUUCCCUGCAUUGGGAAGCUUUGUUCUUCAGAAGCUAUACCUCCCGUGCUCCCAGUACCUCCUGUGCUCCCUGUACCUCCCAUGCUCCCAAUACCUCCCGUGCUCCCUGUACCUCUCGUGCUCCCUAUUGCAGACUUUGGUGCUCAGUUCCUGGUCUAGUGUGGCCUUCAUGAUGACAGGGUGCAUCUUGUAACAGGCACCUUGCACACAGUCAGCCCAUCUCACAGUAGGAGCAUCGGUGUCUUAGGUGGGCACAGAGUGGCAUUUGGGGAACUGGGUUCUUUGCAUUUGUGUCCAGUUGAGGCCGGAUUGUUUACAGUGUUGUGGGGUGUGGUGUAGAGUGUGGCCCCCUGUUUGGGCCUUGUGCUCCUGUGUGACAAAUUACAGCCAGCUCUUCGAGUCCUGGGUGUUGCUCCAGCCUUACAUUGUAGAAUUUUAACUUUUACUUAGCUAUUAUAACAUGAACUCAUUUAAAACUGUGCCAAAAAAUGAAUUGCUGAACAUACCUUUGGCUUACAGAGUUAACUUGCAUGUGAAAUGUUCUGUUCUUAAGCAACGUUAUUAAAAAAAAAAAAAAGAAGCCAAUCUAUGAUUAUUCAAAAUAAAAGUCUGUUUAUCGUU
Molecule: messenger RNA, 2313 nt
Organism: Mus musculus (house mouse)
Lineage: Eukaryota; Metazoa; Chordata; Mammalia; Rodentia; Muridae
Gene: Ccdc121rt2
Product: coiled-coil domain containing 121, retrogene 2
Exons: 1
Coding region: 164-1549 (461 amino acids)
Source: RefSeq, marked validated